CCACCUGAGGAUUUUUUUUUGCAGAAUCUUUCUUCCCAUCUGCUUCUCCAAUUCCUUUUCCAAUCGUCCCAAAUUGAUUCCACAGCCGCAAAAUAGGGUAUCCUUUUGGAGCGUCUCACUCGACUGUAUCCAGAAGAAGACAGAAAUGGCAGUCUGUUCUUCUUUCUCAUCUAUGGUCAAAGCUCCCAGUAGGAUUUGCUGUCCCAUGAGAAGCCGCCCAUCAUCUCCAACUGCAAUCACAGUACUGAAUCUACUCCCACAAAAGUCCAAUCUCAAAUUCUCCACUUCAAUUUCGAAUCCCAGCACACGAUCUCUCUUCUUUACCAGAACCCCUAAAUCCCUGCCCCAAACCCGAUUUCCCUCCUCGACCAUCCGAUCGCUCUUCACUGGAAUCGUCGAAGAAAUGGGGCAAGUCAAGCACCUGGGCAACACCGCCGACGGCGGAUUCGACCUCAAGAUCCGAGCCAGCACCGUCCUCGAGGGCGUCCAUCUUGGCGACAGCAUCGCCGUCAACGACACCUGCCUCACGGUGACCGAGUUCACCGACGAAGACUUCACCGUGGGCUUAUCCCCUGAGACUCUUCGGAAGACGUCCCUGAUAGAGCUCGAGGCCGGUUCGGCGGUGAACUUGGAGCGGGCGGUUCAGCCCACGAGCCGGAUGGGCGGGCAUUUCGUGCAGGGACACGUGGACGGGACGGGGGAGAUAGUUGGCAAGGAUCCAGAAGGGGAUUCGCUGUGGGUGAAGGUGAAGGUGGACAGAGGGCUGCUGAAGUAUGUUGUUCCGAAAGGGUUUAUCGCGGUGGACGGGACGAGUCUGACGGUGGUUGAUGUGUUUGAUGAGGAGAGCUGCUUCAAUUUCAUGCUCGUGGCUUAUACGCAGCAGAAGGUUGUGAUCCCUUUCAAGAAUGUUGGGCAGAAGGUGAACUUGGAGGUGGACAUUCUGGGCAAGUACGUUGAGCGGCUGCUCAGCAGUGGAUUUGUGGAAUCCAUCAAACCUGCAGCAUGACAAGUUAGUAAGUAGAAUGGUAGAAUUAUUCCAGUUGUUUGGAACAAGUCAUUAUGCAUUGAAAUGGUGGAAGCUUUUUCUUGGGAUUGAGUGAAGUGGGUUCGGUGGCGAUUUCAUGUCAUUAGGUCUGUUAUGAACACCCCUAGUAGGUUUGUAGUGAAAUUAUUUGGAACCACGUCUCUUGAAGUGAAAUUCAAAGCAUCUGAUGCUUUCCAAGCCGUAUUCAGAUGGACAUUCCUGCAACUUGUUUUCAGUUCAUUGAAAAGUUCAUGAGAACUCGAGGUACUCAGAUCGAGCUGGAGAUGGUGAAGUUGUGAUCAAGCUGAAAUCGAAUCCCGAAAAUUCUAACGGCUGUCAAUUUCAGUAAGGAGGCGACACACUGUGAGCAUGCUUCCAAAGGUUUCAGUUUUUUUUUUUUUUUUUUUUGCCUGAACAUUUUAUUUGUUUGUUAUUGCUGCUAUGUAUGCUUAAUCUCCGAAUUUCCUCUGAACGAGCAAGUCAGGAGAAAUCAGCAUACUAGAUGCUCCAUUGGUGUCUUGAUUGAUGAACUCAACCGAUAUUGUGGACAAUAGCAAAGAAACAAUUAUCUGGUCUCAGAAACAUCAAGCAUGCUUGUGAUGCAUGAAAUUAACUUGCGUUAUAAGUUUAUUUAGCCAAGGAGAUUAUGUUGGGGUUGAUGCAUAGGAGAAGAUUGACCUGCCUAAACAAGCGAGGUGUAGUACCAUACCAUUUGAAGGGUUAGCGAGAUGAGAUCAACCUUUUUCACUAUUCCAUUUUGUGAUUGUGAAUGAAGGGCAUAGGAGACUGUCAUGGCAUUUCAGGAAAAGGCUAGGGUCAUAACCUUUCUUGUGAUACUGAACGAGAAUUUCUUGCGAUCCUUUUGCCUGAUCCAGACUCAGUCUCUGUCUGCUUUCUCUAGAUCUAGCAGUAGUUGUCAAACAAUUAAACGUAUUCCAUCUUUAUUGAUAGGAGGACCGUUGUAAAUCAUAAAUGUUUCACCAAUAAUUUGGAACCACGACUCUUGGAGUGAAGUCCAAAGGAUCUGAUGCAUCAUGCAUGCAUGGUCGAAUACCAAAAACUACAAGGCGUAUUCAGAUGGACAGUCCAAAUUCCUUCUACCAUGCUCUCUUGGGAAUGCCAGAAGGCUGCAUUCCAUUUAUAUGAAUUGUAUAGAAUCAAAGUGUGUUUAAUGCCCUAUAAGUCUUUUCCACUCCCCUAAGAUCUUGCAUCAGCCGCCAGCCUUUUUCCCACUUCUUCUCCCUCUGUUCAGUAUAUAGAUGGGGCCUUUGAUCAUUUUCUGUCCUGUAAUUGAAAAUCAGCACAGAAGGGUCCGUGGCACCGUUGCAACUUACUAGUAAGUGAAAUCAAGAAGGUAAACAAGCACUAACCACUCCUUCCUCUAUAUGCAUCCGUAUAACUGAUUAUUGAUGAAUGCUCCUGUUUCAAUGAACUUUAUGCAGAGCAUAGCAAUAGGAUGAAUGGGGUUGGCGAGUCGAGCAAUGGCAGAAUUUGUCAGCUUCCUCAAAGUGUUAUACAUCACAUUCUGAUGCUGCUGCCAAUAAAAGAUGCAGCAAGAACAGCCAUCAUGUCAACAAACUGGCGGGGCCAUUGGAGAAGUGUUCCUCAACUUGUAUUUUGUAAUGGUUUCGCACAAAUCAGUGGUCCUGGCAUGCUGAACAAGUUAAUUCUAAGCAUUUACCAAUCUUUGCUGGUUCACGAUGGGCCGGUGACCAAGUUUGUGCUUGCAAUUCCUGGAUUAACCCCCUGUGAUGGGAUUGAUCACAUCAUUGUUCAUCUUUCUGGAAGAGGUAUCCAAGAAUUAACCCUUGAGUUUUCCGUAGGUUUUGUCAGUUACAAGCUGCCUUCCUCCUUGUUUACUGCUCCUCUACUGAAUCGUCUGGAACUGCAAAAUUGUUUGUUGAUGGCGCCGACCUGGUUUGUUGGAUUUAGUAAGCUUACAUAUCUUUUCUUACUAGAAGUAGGCCUGCCAUCUGAUUUCUUUGAGAGUUUUCUUCCCAAGUGCCCAAUGAUAAAGACUUAGAAAAUAUUGUUUUGCGACGGCCCUGUAAUUUUUGAACUGGAUGCUCCACGACUCGAAGUGUUCGUCUUUGAAGGGAAUUUAGAGAAACUGUGCUUCAAACAUAUGCCACUUCUGUCCGAACUAAAACUUAUGGUGUAUUUGUUUGGAUGCCCUGAAAUGGUAGAUUUAUUUGCUUCUACCCCGGUACUUCAGCGUUUGUGUGUAUCAUCUGAAGUCCUGAAGUAAGUUACUCAUGACAUUUUGCUGUUAUUUCCAAAAUAACCAUCUGGGUUUCUCUACUUUGAAUGAAGCAGCUGAUCAAUAUAUGAUUCGUUCUUGUAUGGUCUUCUCUCAGGUAAUUGCUAAAGGUGGUGAUGUCCCUAUCAUGCUCCCCCUUCAGGAGUUGAUAUUUAUCAAUUUAACUUCUUUUAUCUAUAGUGAUUUGGAGAUGAAGCGUGUUCUUAUUUACCUAAUCAAUACUUCCCCCAACUUGCGUGAGCUCUCAAUUAAGGUUCCUUUCUGUUCUCUCAAUGUGCGAAAGUCUGGUUGCGGACUUGGUGAUUUAUUGAACAUGAAAGUAUUGUGUCUGGUGUCCGGCCUGAUAUCGUUCUUUGUCAAAUGCUCUUGCAGCGCUGCUCUUCCGGACAAUGUAGCAGGCAGAGCUUGUUGGAAACUGUCGCUUGGCCCCAAACCGGUUGCUGUUUGCAGCGUCUUAAAUUGUUUGAAAUUGAUGAUACCCUUGGUAAAGGAGUUGAUCUUGAGCUAGUGAGGUUCGUCCUAGCCACGGCCCCACUACUGUUGAGGAUUCGAAUAAAGCCUUUUCAACAGCUGUGCCCCAAAUUGGUCAUCAAAUUCAUGAAGGAAGUAAUGCAGUACAAGCGUAUUUCCAGAGAAGCACAAGUCUUUUAUGACUGGAAUGACGAGCAGGAUUGACACCGCCAUUUGCCAUUUUGCUUCGUUGUCUUGGAAAUGAAUGCUUUCGCGGAUA
Messenger RNA from Linum trigynum, 4014 nucleotides. The record is from the annotation of a GenBank genome assembly. Lineage: Eukaryota; Viridiplantae; Streptophyta; Magnoliopsida; Malpighiales; Linaceae.